AUGGCGCUUUGUCCACGGCUGCAGCUUCUCCCGCCAACAACUACCCUCGUAGCCGUCAUAUUUUGGGCUUUGAUACUUCACCUGCUGGGGACUGUAAUAAUACAUCCCGUCAACGCUUACAGUAUCAGGGUUUUGCCAGACCCAAGCAUCGUGCCCGGUGACACUCUUCUAGAAAACCAUCAGUUUGGUUCUGGUCUAGCAGUAGAACUACGGCCGAUCAAUGUCGAUGCACGCCUAUCAGCACCGACGGACACAGCUAAUAAUAAUAUCGUCAUCCAACACCAGCGACAAAAAAGGGACUCUCCAGACCACGAUACGGCCACUCCAACCUCGAAGCCUUCAGUCAUCCUAAAGCCAUCGCAUUCUGGCGAUCCGGUAAAAACCAGCAUUAUCGUCACAUCUCCCACAGUUUCCGUCGGACCUGCCCCUACCGCCUUCGAUACUAAUCGCAGCGAGAACACAACCACAAGCUGUAUGGAAUUUUUCGACAGCUUUCUGUCAAACGCCACCUUCAACGACUGCAUCCCCGUAUCCGUCCUUCUCACCACAUCCAGCUCCUUUUUUCAGAAAACGAAGACCUUCUCCUCCAUUACCCAGACUCUUGGUUCAGCAUGUGCUGUAGAUGCAGAUAAAUGUACCUCCCUACUGUCUUAUUAUGCCGAGGAAAUCGGGAAGAAAGGUGCCUGCAAUGAGGACCUGACCAAAGGAAACCCGUUGGUCAUUGCUGCCAAAACUGGAUUUCUGGCAUACAGAGCUAUGCGUGAUGCAACAUGUCUGACGAACCCAGAGACGAACAACUAUUGCUUUGCAGAAGCAAUUACUGAUCCCCGUAUGACGGCGAACGUGUACAUCUACCACCUCGCAUUGGGCUAUUCCCUCUCCGCCGGACGACCAAAGUGCGGAAAAUGUCUACCUCCUACUAUGAAAGUACUUCGUCAGGCGGCCGGGAACAAGCAGCAGCCUGUUUCAGAAGUUUAUGUCACGGCUGCAACUCAAGUCAAUGUUGCUUGUGGGCCGAACUUCGUGACUGCCUCACUUUCUUCAGGCGCAUGCUCGAGCUUCCAUCCAUUGCCAUUUUCUCUUAUGUUCUUGCUCAUCGGCAUCCUAGGCUUCUUCCUUUCUUGA
Trichophyton rubrum CBS 118892 is the source of this 1125-nucleotide messenger RNA. RefSeq lists its product as uncharacterized. The record is from RefSeq and is a predicted model, not a curated record. Lineage: Eukaryota; Fungi; Ascomycota; Eurotiomycetes; Onygenales; Arthrodermataceae. The coding region runs from base 1 to 1125 and encodes 374 amino acids. The transcript has a single exon.